UUUAUCUAUAAGCAAAUGUGGAGAGAUAACAACCUGACCCUCGUCUUCCUGCUGGACUCAGAUAUCUUCACUCCAGCUGCAGAGAAACUCAAAGCCAUGCAGAGACUCAGAGGAUUCUAUUUGUACGCUGUCCUUCAGCUGUCUUUGGCAGCCCAGGGAGUUCAGACGACUGUGUUCAGCUCUAAUCUUGGAAGCAGAACAUAUCUUGAGACAACUCCACCGAGAUUUUACCCCAUCCCCUCUGAUCCUGGAGACGCUGGAACGUGGUCGAUGGAACUGGACAGGAAGUCCAAACCCCCAAGUGCGUCCAAUACAAGUGAAGGUUUACGGCAAACAGAACCUUUGCUUUCAAAGGAAUUAGAGACUUUGUCGAACCAAGAGUGUAUAAACCCCAGAGAAGUUGAUACCCCGAACAGGCAUCAGUUGAUAGUUAUUAUGGAGGAAGACGCAGCAGUGAUUGAGUCGGCCACUAACCUGUUUGAGAGGAAUCCAAGUGAAUCAACGCUGCUGAGCUACCAGAAGGGGGCACUGCAGAUUCUCAGGGGGAGCCGAUUCUCUUCUAUUCUUAACCAUGAUGUCAUUCUGGUUGGUCACGGCAGCACUGGUACCAACGGAUCAGUCCUGUCUGGUUUUGAUCCUGAAGAACUUGCCAGAUUCAUGACGGUCUUAAAUACCGAGAGCCUCCCUGGUCGUCUUUGCACCAUCAGCCUCAUCAGCUGCAACCUUGGAAACGACUUGAACUUCACGUCACAGCUGCUACAAGUCCUCAGGUCUCUUGGUGUGGAAACAAAGCUUCACCUUUACAACUCCUUCCUGUCUGUAAGCUCUGACGGAGAAAUCCUGACUAGGACUGAGGACCUCUGGAGGUCCAGUGACCACAGAAGAAGAGUCAUCGCUGAACUGGACCAAAGAGGAGACCUGCUUGUGAGAGAGGAACUUGGCUGUGCAGGUCCAACGUUUCCUGAUUUUAGAGGAAGUGUUUUGUAUCUUCAGACGCUGGAUUGGCCGCGACACCCUCAAAUGUUCGUUCCAAGAGAGCUGCGCAAGAAGUACCCGUCCAUCGACUGCCUGGAGGGGCUGACGUGGAGCUUGUUCUUUGAGAGUGAGCGACGGCGAGCUCCUGAUUAUGUCUCACCACAGGGCGAACAAAAGGGUGCAAUUUGGCUUAGAGAGCCAGGUCCAGAGGAAAACAUUGUCAUCAAGCACAUCAAUACCAUCCAGGAUCUACUGGUGGAGAUACGAUUCAAUGCAAGAGAGGAGGUUUCAUCCAACCUUUACUACGUUCUGAAUGAGUGCAUUUACAAAGUAAGUGGGAAGAAUCUUAAUGUCACUCUGGUGGGAAAGUUCAUGAGCACCAACAAUGAAGCUGAAAUCGAAAGCUUCCGUCAACGUUUCAACGAGCCGCAGGGUGAGUCGUCCCUUCAGGAGCUGAGACAGGGUCUGAAAGCGUCCAAAUUCACUGACUUCUGUCGGCAGACUUUCCAGUUCCAGCAGUGCAUCUACAACUGUGAGAGGUGGGGUAGAUACUUCAUGGCAGCCGUGUUUUCUGCAUCCGUGCUGAACUUCAGAACCUUCUCUCUCUUCCUCAUGAGUGUCAUAGGCUGUGAGGUCGGUCGAGCGAAAGGAACCGACAGCCCCCUGUGCACGGCGUUCGUCGGAUCCGAUCACCCAAUGGAGACGGACAAACCACGGCCCAAUCAUCUGCGGAGAGGGUUCUACGGCUGCACUGUUGACAACUACCAGAUGGCUCCUCAGGAGAGGCAGAUUUGGUUGGAUGAGGUAUUGGCGAAGGAGAAUGAUUUGUACAUAAAGUCCAAGAUGAUGAUGAUCGCCAACGAACGCGAUGAGCAAACAGAGCUUGACAUCUUCGGGAAGGUGAAGGUCAUGAAUAAGUACGUGUUCUCAUCUUACCUGGAGUUCUUCAGAGGUACACCUGAGGGGAAGAAACUCAAGAGAGGAUGUGCUCCUUCGUUAAAUGUAAAAAAAAAAACCUAACACACAAGCAAUGUGAUCGGGGAACGCCAUUGUUUUGUUAAUUUAUCUAUAGCAUAGUUGGUAAGAGUAUUUGUUUAUGCAUGUUAUGACUCAUAGUCUGUAAGUGAGAGAUGACCUAGCUUCCAAGGCACUACAGAAGUUCCUUAAAGCUGUAUUCUCUCUCAUCUGGGGGCAGGGGGCAACUCCAUCGGCUGCAAAAGUCUGAAGUCUAUGAGAAAAAUGGCUCUUCUCAGUUGAUUUAUUCCUUCUGAAAACACGUUUAUGGUCUCAAUCUUCAGUUUUAUGUCGUCUUCAAUACAUCAUGAUGCUAAUUUUGUCCCAUUUAGAGUCAAGUAGACCACAAAACAGGGGAGGAUUUAGGGCGGGGCUACAUCUGAUGGACAAGGUGGUACCACGAUAACCUGGAAAAUCUCUAAGCCUCUACUUAAAGACAUUCAGACGAUUCCACUGUUUGUUAGAUCAUUUUUUUAACCAUGCUUUAUGGCUGCGCAAAACUAGCAUCGCAGCUAACAAAAAUAACAUAUGCAUAUUUGUAACCAAGCAAGCUAGCUGUGUCUCAGUUGAGGUUUAGCAUCCUAUUGGCCUUUGUAACUUAAAUAUGACGGUCUUCUUGUUUGAGUCACCAGCUGUUCCCGUCCUUACCCUUUUUGUUACCUAGCGCCAUCCUGUCGCCUAGCAACUUCUACAGCUGCACCCAAAGUAACUAAACGAAUGUCAUUUAACUUUUGUUUCAAAGGUAAUUUAAAGUUUCGAAGCAGAUUUUUAACUGAGUUGAGACCAGUUACUUACAUUAAGUGUUUAAUUGUCAAGGGGGCACAGAUGGCCUAGCGGUUAGGUUGCCCACCCUUGUACAAAGGCUAUGGUCCCCCAACUGGGCAGGCCUCGUUCAAGUCCAGCCUGUCAUAUCCAAUAAAGGCAAUAAAGCGCCAAAAUAAAUCGAUAAAAAAACAAAAAGUCUAAUUGUCAGCUGCUUAAAAAUCUGCUAUUUCCUUUAAAUUGGCGCACGAUGGAUCUCAGGAUAUGUUGGAAGACGAAGGAUGUACCAGAUGGUUCUUUUGUUGGCUAGGGAAAUGCCUUUGCAAUGGGACCUUAAAAUGCGCUCUCUGAAAAUGCUUCCCCUGAAUUGAGACACAGCUCAAGUCUGUUAAUCCCUUACACUCAUUUUAGCUCCGCCCUCUAAUCCAAAUAUGGUCAUUCUUCCUCCAAACCCCGCUUCCACCACACAAGAUGGUGAUGCUUCCAAACUGAAGUUUUCAUAACUGUAGUCCAGAUCAUGGUAGCUGUGUGAACAUCAUGGUGGCUGUGUCUUCUUCUCCUGUACAGUCUAUGAUCUGACACAUGAUGUGUUUGAUCCUGCGAUGAUAUGAUACUGAAAUAAAGCACUACUGCUUCGGCUUGUUGGCGAUGCUAAACAUGUGAGUGUUUUAACAGCUUUGAGACAGAUUUAUUUGUCAAUCAAUAAAAGAUUCAUCAGUGACAAAUGCAGUCUUGGUGGUGAUUUCUUUUAUUACAUCGGCGUCACACAGGUCAGAACACGGGGAAUUAUAAAACAUAAAUACAUAGAAAACGCAGGAUCACAGAAGGUAAAGCAUUACUGAUAAAACAAAGGGAGAAAUAAGCACAUUUUGAGAUGUUUCUCCAGGUGGUUGCAAAGUAAAAUAUUCCAACA
This is a messenger RNA of Labrus mixtus (cuckoo wrasse), 3664 nucleotides long. RefSeq lists its product as uncharacterized. Lineage: Eukaryota; Metazoa; Chordata; Actinopteri; Labriformes; Labridae. Bases 16 to 1995 code for a protein of 659 amino acids. The record is from RefSeq and is a predicted model, not a curated record. The transcript has 3 exons.